AGCCUUCACAGCAAACAGGCAAGGAUGGAUCUAGGAAUUCUUGGAGACACAUCAUGGUAGGGAAAGUUACCAAAGUUUGCUCAAGCUCUCAGGGAUCCACAACUUGACCACCAAAAUGGCAAUUAUGGCCUGGAUCGUGUGAGAGGACGACGGACUAGUGCUUUAAAUGACAACCAACCGGGAAAUAAAUAGGUCAGUUGAUACCUUAGGUAGCUAGCCUGGAAGCGCGCAGAAGAGCAGAUCAAGUUCUUGUGCCAUCACCUUCUUGCAGCCAUCCAUGGAGACACGGGGAGAUUUGGAAGUGCAGUUGAAGGGAAUGAGGGAGUAUUAUAGGGGCGGCAACACAAGAGGAGCAUCUUGGAGGAAGUCGCAGCUCCGAGGAUUGUGUCGGCUUCUCGAAGAAAGAGAAGCCGAAAUGAAUGCUGCCCUCGAAUUCGACCUGGGGAAGCAUCCUGUCGAGGCUUAUCGGGAUGAGAUAGGAGGCUUGAUAAAGUCUGCUAACUACGCACUUGGUUGCUUGAAAGGGUGGAUGUCGGCCAAGAAGGCUAAACUGCCGCUUGCUGCCGCACUAACGACUGCAGAGAUAAUUCCUGAACCUCUCGGCCUCGUCCUGAUCAUCUCAUCUUGGAAUUUUCCAUUUGGACUCUCCCUGGAACCACUGAUAGGAGCGCUGGCUGCUGGAAACGUGGUGGUCCUGAAACCUUCAGAGGUGGCUCCUAGAUGCUCCUCUCUCUUGGCCAACGUACUGCCGGCUUAUCUAGACCCCAAGGCCAUCAAGGUUGUCGAAGGUGGUCCUGCCGUUAGUGAACAACUAGUAAAGCAAAAGUGGGAUAAAAUACUCUUCACAGGGAGUGCACGAGUAGGUCGAAUAGUGAUGGCUGCAGCAGCGAAUCAUCUGACACCAGUGACUCUCGAGUUCGGGGGAAAGUGUCCCGCCGUAUUGGAUUCUCUUUCGAGCUCAUGGGACAGAGAGGUGGCCGUUCAACGAAUUGUCGGGUCAAAAUUUAGUGCCUGUGCUGGCCAAGCUUGCAUAGCCAUUGAUUAUGUCAUUGUGGAGAAGAAAUUCAGCUCCACUUUGCUGGAACUAAUGAAGGUCCGGAUCGGCAAGAUGCUUGGAGAGAAUCCGAGGGAAUCGCGCAGUAUGGCAAGAAUCGUGAAUAAACACCACUUCUUGAGACUGAAAACUCUUCUAGAAGACCCAAAUGUCAAAGCUUCUAUCGUCUACGGAGGUUCAAUGGACGAAAAAAGCUUGUUUAUUGAGCCGACCAUCUUGCUUGAUCCCCCCCUCGAAUCGGAUCUCAUGCAAGAUGAGAUUUUCGGCCCCUUACUCCCGAUCAUUACGUUGAAGAAGAUCGAGGACAGCAUCAACUUCAUAAAUUCAAGGCCUAAACCUCUCGCGCUUUAUGUCUUUACUCAUAACGGCUCGCUCAGGAAAAGGAUGGUAGCGGAAACAUCAUCGGGAAGCGUGACAUUCAAUGAUGCAAUGAUUCAAUAUAUGGCUGAUACACUACCGUUCGGAGGUAUUGGCGAGAGCGGCAUGGGCAAUUACCAUGGGAAGUUCUCAUUCGAUACAUUCAGCCACCACAAGGCAGUGUUGAGAAGAAGCUUUCUGGUUGACUUCUGGUUCAGAUUCCCCCCUUGGAAUGACCACAAACUGCAGCUGUUUCGCUCAGUGUAUCUUUUCGAUUACCUCGGAAUGCUCCUCACCGUACUCGGACUGAAGAAAUCCAAGCAAGGCUGAGCAGAGUCGAAGGUUAUUUCAAUUCACAUGAGGUCAUCAUUACAUUAAUACAUCCCGGGUGCCUAAUCGCUUUUAUUGAAAGAAUGUAAAGAACUUGCGUGCUUUAUGGUAGAUGCAAAGUCUAGAGGACUAGCCCUAUAUCAAGCCUGUAAUUCACUGGCCAUUCAGCCUUCUGUAAUGUUUGAUUGGUUAAUUUCGAGAUUCUAUCCUUUUACCUCAAUAAUAGCUUUUCCUCGUCCAA
Molecule: messenger RNA, 1982 nt
Organism: Eucalyptus grandis
Lineage: Eukaryota; Viridiplantae; Streptophyta; Magnoliopsida; Myrtales; Myrtaceae
Product: aldehyde dehydrogenase family 3 member F1
Exons: 10
Coding region: 278-1741 (487 amino acids)
Biological process (GO): aldehyde metabolic process
Cellular component (GO): cytoplasm
Molecular function (GO): aldehyde dehydrogenase (NAD+) activity
Source: RefSeq, a predicted model, not a curated record